Rattus rattus (black rat) is the source of this 1371-nucleotide messenger RNA. RefSeq names its product androgen dependent TFPI regulating protein (gene Adtrp). Gene Ontology annotation, cellular component: membrane; endomembrane system. The record is from RefSeq and is a predicted model, not a curated record. The coding region runs from base 389 to 1081 and encodes 230 amino acids. The transcript is spliced from 6 exons. NCBI's taxonomy places the organism in Eukaryota, Metazoa, Chordata, Mammalia, Rodentia, Muridae.
CUGUUGCUACCUUACUCUGACCUUUCAGCCAAAUGAAAAAAGAACAGAGGCAUGACCUUUUACCUAGAUGGCAUCUGUAACCGGUCCUUUAGCAGGCUAAGCCCUCUGUUCAAAGCGCAACUUCCUUGCUCUCCUCAAAGCCCUGUUUUGAAAUGGGUGCAAACUGUCAAGUUAUCUAAAUGCGGAUAUCUCUGAAUUCCGUACUUGUGAGGAAAGGUGCCUCAGAGCGAAGCAAAGUCCAGCCUGUGUUGAAAUGCUCAUCCCCAGAGGGCUUUGUUUCUGCAGCUCCGGUGUGAACAGAGUGCAGCUGUGACUCCCAGGACCGAGUGAGAGCAGAGCAGGUACACCGCCACCGCUGUCGCCAUCGUCGUCCUGAUCCACGGAAACCAUGACGAAAACAACUACGUGCUUGUAUCACUUCGUUGUUUUGAACUGGUACAUUUUCCUCAAUUAUUACAUCCCACAGAUUGGGAAGGAUGAGGAGAAGUUAAAGGAAUUCCAUGACGGUGGACGGUCCAAGUACUUGACGCUCCUGAAUCUGCUCUUGCAGGCCGUUUUCUUUGGGGUCGCCUGCCUGGAUGAUGUGCUAAAAAGAGUCAUCGGAAGGAAAGACAUCAAGUUCGUCACCUACUUCAGAGAUCUGCUUUUUACUACGCUGGCUUUUCCUUUAUCCACGUUUGUAUUCUUGGUAUUCUGGUCCCUCUUCCACUACGACCGGAGCCUCGUUUACCCCAAGGGCUUGGACGAUUUCUUUCCAGCAUGGGUUAAUCACGCAAUGCAUACCUCCAUAUUUCCCUUUUCCCUGGCUGAAACCGUUCUCAGACCACACAACUAUCCAUCGAAGAAGCUAGGACUCAGCUUGCUGGGUGCCUGUAAUUUUGCCUACAUUAUCAGGAUCCUUUGGCGCUACGUUCAGACCGGAAACUGGGUGUACCCCGUGUUUGCCUCCCUCAGCCCGCUGGGUAUUAUUCUCUUCUUCUCAGCCAGUUACAUCCUGAGUGCCAGCCUCUACCUGUUUGGAGAGAAGAUCAAUCACUGGAAAUGGGGUGCCACAGUGAAGCCACGGAUGAAGAAGAAUUGACUACACACUGUUUUCCAAGAAACAUGGAAGAAGAAACUUAAGAACUGGUCCUCUUUCUAUUAUUCUCCUUCUUCUUAUUUCUUUUUGGACCAGGGUGGAAUUGCUUGGGGAGAUAAAAAGGAUGGAGAAUGUUGCAUAGUUUUAAUAAAGAGCAUGAAGGGAGCUUGGCUUGGGAUUUCCUGGUUUUCUAAAAGGCUGACCGAUAAUUCUUCACAUAUCAGAAUCUGUUAUGUUUGUUUGACCUCCAUGGAAGAUUUUGUUUCUGACUAAAAAAAAGGCUAAAUAAGCUU